AUGAACCCCAAGGUGAAUGAUCAUGCUUGGAACUCUCUCUGGACAGAGAAAAAACAAUACCUGGCCAAGCAAUUUACAAAAUGUGAGCUGUCCCAGGUGCUGAAAGACAUGGAUGGCUAUGGAGGCGUCACUCUACCUGAAUGGAUCUGUAACAUAUUUCAUAUCAGUGGUUAUGACACACAAACCAUAGUCAAUAACAAUGGCAAGACAGAAUAUGGACUCUUCCAGAUCAAUAAUAAACUUUGGUGCAGGGACAAUCAGAUACAGUCAAGGAACAUCUGUGACAUCUCCUGUGAUAAAUUCUUGGAUGAUGACAUUACUGAUGACAUGAUUUGUGCCAAGAAGAUCCUGGAUAGUGAAGGAAUUGACUACUGGUUGCCCCAUAAGCCACUCUGCUCUGAGAAGCUGGAACAGUGGCUCUGCGAGAAGUUGUGAGCACCGACUGUCCUUGCUUCUGUUCUUAUUCUGCUUCCGGAACUCCUCUUCCCCAAAGAUACCCCAGUUUGCAUCUUUCUACUCACUUGAAGCUAAUUUGUCUUUGAGACCUGUGCCCUGUAGUAACACCAUUGGACACGUGAGGACAAUUCUCUAAGGAUAUGUGAC
Molecule: messenger RNA, 603 nt
Organism: Eptesicus fuscus (big brown bat)
Lineage: Eukaryota; Metazoa; Chordata; Mammalia; Chiroptera; Vespertilionidae
Gene: LALBA
Product: lactalbumin alpha
Exons: 6
Coding region: 1-435 (144 amino acids)
Biological process (GO): lactose biosynthetic process
Molecular function (GO): calcium ion binding; lactose synthase activity
Source: RefSeq, a predicted model, not a curated record